This is a messenger RNA of Solea solea (common sole), 1971 nucleotides long. RefSeq names its product MAGUK p55 subfamily member 7-like. Gene Ontology annotation, molecular function: protein binding. Lineage: Eukaryota; Metazoa; Chordata; Actinopteri; Pleuronectiformes; Soleidae. The record is from RefSeq and is a predicted model, not a curated record. Bases 194 to 1957 code for a protein of 587 amino acids. Gene Ontology annotation, cellular component: plasma membrane; cell-cell junction. The transcript has 18 exons. Gene Ontology annotation, biological process: protein localization to adherens junction.
CUGGUCAGUCAAACAAUGAACAACCUUUCCUUACAAGUGGAUGUUCAAAUGCAGCUCUUACUCUUUAGAUAUUAAACAUUAUGGCACGACUGAGCUGGGCCUAAUGGAAUGAACAGUCUUUGAGUGAAGAGGAUGCGGAGCCUGACAGAACAGAACAGAACACAGAGGCGUGUACAGGCUGCUUUUAUCCGUGAUGUCUGGAACAGAGAAUCACACAGACAGAGAGGAGGACUACAGGUUCCUCCACAGCAUGUUGAUGGAGAAGAAGCUUCACUUGCUCUUCAAGAUCCACGAGCGGCUGAAGUGUUUUGAGAAGCGAAGCCUUGUCCCUGUCCAGGAGCACGCAGCAAGUCUGGCCACGGAUUUGGUAAAGGAGCUGAUCGACCAAGGCUGGAGAGAUGAAGUCAAAGAGCUGGUUGCUCUCUUUUCCAAACCCUACGUUAAGAGUCUCCUGUCUGUCCAUGACGCUGUAGCGCACAGGGAAUUUGAGCCAACUCUGCCACCGGUACCUGAUGACGCACUGGAGGAGGAAGAUUCGGUCAAAAUUGUCAGUCUGGUCAAAACCAAAGAGCCCCUGGGGGCGACAAUUAAGAAGGACAAAGCAACUGGGGCUAUCGUCGUGGCGAGGAUCAUGAGAGGGGGUGCCGCGGAUAAAAGUGGCCUGAUCCAUGAAGGAGAUGAACUGAAAGAGGUGAACGGAGUCUCACUGGAGAACAGGAAGCCAAAAGAAAUCCUUCCGCUACUGAGUCGUUCCCGGGACAAUGUCACAUUCACGAUAAUUCCUGCAUCAUCCAAGGACGACGUGUCUUCAUAUAAGAAGAAGCUCUUUGUGCGGGCUAUUUUUGACUACGAUCCGAACGAGGAUCCUGCCAUCCCAUGUCAGGAUGCGGCAGUUUCCUUUAAGAGGGGAGACGUCCUCCAGAUUGUCAGCAUGGAGGAUGACACCUGGUGGCAGGCCUGUCACCUGAGGGACGGCAGCAGUCGGGCAGGUCUCGUCCCCUCACAGCUGCUACAAGAGAGGAGAUUUGCACUACAGCGUCCCAAAGGCCUGUUCAGACCUCGGCAAAUUAAACCACCAGUCGUGGAGGACGUAGACUAUGGAGCUAUAACCGGGAUCCACAUUGCUGGUUUACGAAGGAGUUUUCGGCUCGGCAGAAAGAGCAGUUGGGCCAGAGAAGCAGCUCGGUCCAGGAGGUGGAGUGCCGGCGCACAUGGCCCGUUUCAUCCACCGACCUACAUCGAGGUGAUCCCGUAUCGCAAAGACCACAAAGACAGACACCGCGUGGUUGCUCUGGUCGGACCCAGCGGCGUUGGCGUCAGUGAAAUGAAGAGGAGACUCCUGCUCUCCGACCCUGACCGCUAUGGCAUCACUGUGCCAUACACCACGCGUGAGAAGAGAAGGCAGGAGAGUGAAGGCACGGAUUAUCACUUUGUAUCAGUGAGCGUGUUUGAAGAGGACAUUCUGAACCACAGGUAUAUCGAAUAUGGACGAUACAAAGGCCAUUACUAUGGAACCAGUCUCGACUCUGUGCGGAAAGUGAUGGCUGAGGGAAAAGUGUGCCUCUUGGAUGUUCAUCCUAGUAAUAUAAGCCAUGUGUACACGUCUGAAUUCAAACCAUACGUGGUGUUUGUGAAACCUCCGCGCAUCGAGGAGCUACGUCUGACCAGACGCAGGGCUAAAUUUAUCUGCGGCGAAGAGGACGCAACACCAGCCCGGAUCUUUGCCGAGGAAGAUUUUGAGGACAUGAUUGACAUGGCUGAAACUAUGGAGAACCAGUACGCUCACCUGUUUGACAAGGUGAUGGUAAAUGGAGAUAUCGCCGUAGCCUUCAGGGAGUUAAAGGCAAACCUCGAGAAGAUGCAGGAGGCGGAGGUCCAAUGGAUUCCUGCACAGUGGGUCUGCUCCUCACCAACAACAGCACGGAGAAGUUGUGGUCAUUUGAGUGACUGGAUUUGAAUUCAGUAAUAUAA